Pan troglodytes (chimpanzee) is the source of this 4222-nucleotide messenger RNA. It is a transcript of the gene FSCN2, whose product is annotated as fascin actin-bundling protein 2, retinal. NCBI's taxonomy places the organism in Eukaryota, Metazoa, Chordata, Mammalia, Primates, Hominidae. Gene Ontology annotation, cellular component: actin cytoskeleton; cytoplasm. Gene Ontology annotation, molecular function: actin filament binding; protein-macromolecule adaptor activity. Gene Ontology annotation, biological process: cell migration; establishment or maintenance of cell polarity; actin filament bundle assembly. Bases 1217 to 2695 code for a protein of 492 amino acids. The record is from RefSeq and is a predicted model, not a curated record. The transcript is spliced from 5 exons.
AGAUGGGAGGGUCACACGCUGUUAUGAGGAAGAGGACACCGGGCUGGCCCUGGCCCAGGGUGGCCAGCUCUGGUUUCACUACUUGGCCCCGAGCCCCUGAGGCAGGUGCAGGAGCCAGGCACGGUGAGCAGGGCCCAGUGCCCCUCAGGCUCUGGGGAAGGGGUACAGCCAGGUGGCCCAGAGCAAGGAGGUGCUGGAGACAGGUGUGACCACUUCCAGUCUCUCCCGGCCUGCUGGCCUUCAUCCUCUCCCAGAUUCCAAGGGCCACCGCUGGGAGCAUGGGGUGGACAUCGUCCCACCAGCCUCCUGGAUCCACAUCCGUAAAGACUCCAAAGUGAAGUGAGGCUGGCUUCACUCCAGCUCACAGCAGAGGAGGGGGCAGCCUCAGGGCCCAGCAACUUGCUCAGAGCGCACGGGAGUGUGCUGGGGCCAGGCCAGCCUAGCCCAGGGCCUCUGACUCUGCCCCCUGCCUGCAGGGCUGCACGGCCACUGUGUUCCACCCUCCAGCGUGGGCAGCAGUCCAAUGCGUCAUUCUGGGGCCUGAGCAGUGUGGUCAGAGGCCGGUCUGGGGUGGAGGCGACCUGGGCUGCAGGUUGUGGGUGGGGUCCUUGCUAUGCUUCUGGCAGCAGGAAUCAGAGAAGCAGUAACUGGAUCCAGCUGAGGGCCUGGCGGCCACCAAGGGUACAGGCGGCGAUCAGGUUGCGGCCGAGCCGUGAGCGUUCCACUGGACGGCUUCUACAUCCGGAAGGGCCGGGCCGGGCCGGGAGCCCACACGGGGUUGGAGGAGGAGGGCAGGAACGAGAGAGGCCAAAAGGUGCAGGGCCGUGAAGAGGGGCGCUGGGCCCACGCUAUGAGGAAAAGGGGAUCAACCCUGCCCUCCAGCCCUGUAGGCCCUCAGGCCCUCGGGCUCUGGGCUCUGUGCAAUCCGGGAGUGGCUGAAAUCCAAGCUGAGGGUAAUGAAAGGUGCCGCUCCUAAGCCGCACGUCUCUGAUCCGCCCUCCCCGCCCGCCCUCUGCUGCCCGCAGGCCCUCUAAGAGCUGCCCAGGCUGCUGCCGCGGGUCAGAGGCGGGUCAGAGCAGGCAGGGGGUUCAUGACGCCGGCUGGGUCUGGGGGCUGUGGGCCAGCCGAGCCGACCCGGGCUUCUGGGGGACCGCGGGGGCCGUGAGCACUCAGAGGGCGCAUCCCAGGCCCCUCCGGGGACCCGGCCAGCCUGAAGAUGCCGACGAACGGCCUGCACCAGGUGCUGAAGAUCCAGUUUGGCCUCGUCAACGACACUGACCGCUACCUGACAGCUGAGAGCUUCGGCUUCAAGGUCAAUGCCUCGGCACCCAGCCUCAAGAGGAAGCAGACCUGGGUGCUGGAACCCGACCCAGGACGAGGCACGGCUGUGCUGCUCCGCAGCAGCCACCUGGGCCGCUACCUGUCGGCAGGAGAGGACGGGCGCGUGGCCUGCGAGGCAGAGCAGCCGGGCCGUGACUGCCGCUUCCUGGUCCUGCCGCAGCCAGACGGGCGCUGGGUGCUGCGGUCCGAGCCGCACGGCCGCUUCUUCGGAGGCACCGAGGACCAGCUGUCCUGCUUCGCCACAGCCGUUUCCCCGGCCGAGCUGUGGACCGUGCACCUGGCCAUCCACCCGCAGGCCCACCUGCUGAGCGUGAGCCGGCGGCGCUACGUGCACCUGUGCCCGCGGGAGGACGAGAUGGCCGCAGACGGAGACAAGCCCUGGGGCGUGGACGCCCUCCUCACCCUCAUCUUCCGGAGCCGACGGUACUGCCUCAAGUCCUGUGACAGCCGCUACCUGCGCAGCGACGGCCGCCUGGUCUGGGAGCCUGAGCCCCGCGCCUGCUACACGCUGGAGUUCAAGGCGGGCAGGCUGGCCUUCAAGGACUGCGACGGCCACUACCUGGCACCCGUGGGGCCCGCAGGCACCCUCAAGGCCGGCCGAAACACGCGACCCGGCAAGGAUGAGCUCUUUGAUCUGGAGGAGAGUCACCCACAGGUGGUGCUGGUGGCUGCCAACCACCGCUACGUCUCUGUGCGGCAAGGGGUCAACGUCUCAGCCAAUCAGGAUGAUGAACUAGACCACGAGACCUUCCUGAUGCAAAUUGACCAGGAGACAAAGAAGUGCACCUUCUAUUCCAGCACUGGGGGCUACUGGACACUGGUCACCCAUGGGGGCAUUCACGCCACAGCCACACAAGUUUCCGCCAACACCAUGUUUGAGAUGGAGUGGCGUGGCCGGCGGGUAGCACUCAAAGCCAGCAAUGGGCGCUACGUGUGCAUGAAGAAGAAUGGGCAGCUGGCGGCUAUCAGCGAUUUUGUCGGCAAGGACGAAGAGUUCACCCUCAAGCUCAUCAACCGGCCCAUCCUGGUGCUGCGCGGCCUGGACGGCUUCGUCUGCCACCACCGCGGCUCCAACCAGCUGGACACCAACCGCUCCGUCUACGACGUCUUCCACCUGAGCUUCAGCGACGGCGCCUACCACAUCCGAGGCCGCGACGGAGGGUUCUGGUACACGGGCAGCCACGGCAGCGUGUGCAGCGACGGCGAACGCGCCGAGGACUUCGUCUUCGAGUUCCGCGAACGCGGCCGCCUGGCCAUCCGCGCCCGGAGUGGCAAGUACCUGCGCGGCGGCGCCUCGGGCCUGCUGCGGGCCGACGCCGACGCCCCGGCCGGGACCGCGCUUUGGGAGUACUGAGGCCGCGCCCAGACCAGCCUGUUGCGCAUUAAAACCGUGUCUGUCCCACAGCUGUGGGUGGGCCCCGGGGCGCCGCUUGGGGGUCCUGCAGCUGGAGGUGGAGGAGGCCCACAAUUCUCCCCAAACCAGAGAGCGCCCAGAACUUCCCAGUGCCCAGGGACUCCCAUCUGGGAGGUGGUCUUGUGGAUGGGCCGGGUGACCCAGGCCGCUGGAGGGGAGGUCUCGAGGACGUGGGGAGGACGGCGGCUGGGGGUGGGUGGGGGACUGAGCCUGGGCGGGUUGAGGCCACCAACACCGGCCACAGAUGACCUCACUGGACACCGCCCCUCCCCAACCUAGGUCCUCAACCCUUCCUAGCCCCCGGCAGCCCCUGCGGUGCUCGUCCUUCCUUGUGCACUGCUCAAGGCCAGGCAAGCGGCAGAAGGUAGGGGAGAGCCAGUCCUGGGGAGGUGGGACCAGCAUGGCCAGCAAGGGGAGGAACUGGCUGGGAUGCCCCUCCACUAAGCCCACCAGCCUUAGGGACAAAGAAGGGCAGGUUUCCAUGGUAAGAGGCUGGAACUCCCCGAGCCACGUGGGCAAGGCGGGUCCGAGUUAACCCUUGGAGGACCAGGUGCCACCUGGUCCAAGUUGGCAGGGAACGGCAGUGACCCUGGAGCUCGGGCUGUCCCUGCAGCCUGCAGUGUCCCCUGGUGGCAGCCAAGGUGAGGUGGAGUCUGUGGCUGGGGCAGGACUGGGGGCACCAGGUGGAACCGCAGUGGCUGGCACUCAGCACCUCCAGGCUCCCCCCUCAGCAGAGCCUCGGAGAGGGUCUGUCUCCCUGCACUGCCCUGCCUGACGUGAACUUGGCCUGCCACUGCAGGAACCCCCACUUCCGUCCACAUCCACAGCCUGGGGCACGGCAGGAGGCAGAGGCUAGGAAGCGGAGGGUGGGGUGGGAACGAAAUAAUGGCUGGGCCUGGAAGGGGGGGGCCCACUGCUGCUGCUGAGGCAGGUGGUACUCCAUGCAGAGACAGCUGCCAGGUGGUGUCUAGCAGGUGCCCCUAGGAGGAGGGUGAAGAAGAGCUGCUCUCACCCCAUGUGUGAGCUGGGUUGAGGGUCAUGCAAGGCUACGGUGUCAAGCCAGGAUCGGAGUUGGAGCAGGUGGAGGAAGCUGGAAAGGUCGAGAGGCUGCCCCUGCCACCGGGGAAGGGCCUCACGUAGUGAGAGCUCAGGUGCUGAGAGCCCAGGAGGUGUGCACUGAAGAGGUGAGGGCAGGGAGGCCCAGGAUGGGCAACAGGGCCCGGCCACACCGUGGUCCGCAGGCUCCCCGAGAAGCUGACUGUGGACCUGCCACCUGCCUCUGAGGCCAGGCCCUCCUCAAAUGCCGAGUGUUGAGAGCAGGUUCCUUGGAGGUGCAUGUGAGUUGGGUACAUUUCGCCCAGUCCCUGUACACUCUGGCGGGGCUGGGGACUGCCCACUGUGGUCCCUGCUUUCCUGCCUCUGUAGAUCUCCUUUUUGUUCCACGUGACCUGCUCUCUUGGCCCCUCA